CAGUUUGCACCAGGAAUGUUUCAGGAGUUGCUCAUGUUGACUACAGUGAAGAUGUUGACAUGAGUGUGUGUGUUGAUUUGGCUAGUUUAAUGUUAUAAUAAUGGACGCGGUAAUAAACACAACCUCAUCAGCCACUGAAGCUGAGUGUAACCGUGAAGAAGCUGCGACGCUGCCGUUAUCAGAGACCAGGCUGGUUUGUGUUGAAUAUCCAGGUUUGGUUAAUAAUGUGGACAAAAUGCUGGAAACUGUUGGAGGGGAACAGGGUCUGUCCAAGACGUAUGGAGACUCGUCCAAACGUCUGGAGCUGCGUUAUCGUCCUAAAGACCCUUACUGUCACCCUGUAUGUGGAAAUCGCUAUUCUUCCACCAACCUGCUCAUCCGAGUACGGCGCAGAACAAACAGACGCACUGGGGAAUCUCACAUGGUCAUGGAGAUCCUGGGCCUCAUAGACACCACUUAUAAAUUUCAAGGAAUGGCAGAUUUUCAGUACCUGGCUAUGCACAGAGAGGCUGAUGGAUCCCAGAUCUCUUUGUAUGACAAGAUCUUGUUGCGCAAACCUGAAAAGAAGGAGUUCUUUGACCAAGAUGUGCCGCUCUUCAUCCCACCUCCCAUUUUCUCUCGUCUGGAUAACCCGGUGGAUUACUACUACAGGCCGGAUGUUGCUCACAAGGAAGGAAACGCUUCGCAUUUGAUCUCCAAAGAGAACCUGAUCGGUCCGAACCGAGCCCGGAGAGCCCACAAUGCCAUUUUUGUGAAUUUUGAAGAUGUGGCUAUUCCCACUGAGCCACUAGAGGCUGCUAAAAGGAACUGGCGCAAAAAUGCUAUGCACCACAGUGACCUCAGGGCAGAGGAGGAAAUGAGGAAGCUGUUUGAAAGACGGCCCAUAUGGUCCCGCAACGCCAUCAAAGCCAACAUCAACAUUCACCCGGAGAAGCUGAAGAUCCUGCUCCCCUUUCUGGCAUAUUACAUGUUAACUGGGCCAUGGAGAAGCCUGUGGGUGAGGUUCGGUUACGAUCCCCGUAACCACCCAGAGGCCAAAAUGUACCAGGUUCUGGAUUUCCGAAUCCGCUGUGGAGUGAGACAUGGACACAGCUUCAAUGAAAUACCAGUAAAGGCUAAAAGAAGUGCUUACCAGUACAAUCUUCCCACUACGGUCAACAAGGCAGCCCCUCAGGCAGCUAGUUUGAAGGACAUCACCCAUGACGGUUCAUCCAGCUCCGUGUCUUCAUCAUCAAAAUACAUCCUUAAGGAUUCGGUUUACAUAUUCCGUGAGGGAAUGUUACCACCCUACCGACAGAUGUUUUACCAGCUGUGCGAUCUGGAUGUAGAGACAAUUAAGAACAUCAUCCAUAAAAACGACGGGAAUGAGGAGGUGUGUGACGAGCGCGACGGCUGGUGUUUGCCGCGGACUGCGGACGAGCUCAGAAACAUCAUCUCCUACAUGAUCGCGCAGGUGGCACGGGCAAAAAGACCUUCUCUGUCUACCCCGAAGCUGAGGCCUGUCCGGGCCGGCCGUAAAAUCGAAGAGAGCGACGAGGAUGAAGAUGACAUCGAUGACAAUGAGGACGAGGAUGAUUUCGAUGAAGAUUACAAGCCUGACGGGAGUGAAAAUGAAAUGGAGACAGAAAUGCUUGAUUACAUGUAAAUUAGACCGUUUAAGUUGACUUAAGUUACCUGUUUAAUGUGGAAUAUGUAUGUUUUUAUAUAUAUUAAAAUAAAAAAGUCUUUUGUAAGAGAAUUAUUUGUUCAAAGGCUUGGGGGGGGGUUCAA
Messenger RNA from Hemibagrus wyckioides, 1770 nucleotides. It is a transcript of the gene gtf3c5, whose product is annotated as general transcription factor IIIC, polypeptide 5. The record is from RefSeq and is a predicted model, not a curated record. Gene Ontology annotation, biological process: transcription initiation at RNA polymerase III promoter. Gene Ontology annotation, cellular component: transcription factor TFIIIC complex. The transcript has 11 exons. Lineage: Eukaryota; Metazoa; Chordata; Actinopteri; Siluriformes; Bagridae. Bases 101 to 1645 code for a protein of 514 amino acids.